CAACAAUGUCCGCGAACAUGAUCGCCCGACCCCACGUCGUCCCCCGCCCCACCAAGGGCAAGCUCAAGCUUCGUUGCUGCUUCGCCAUGAUAGACUCACCAACAAGUGCCACUAACGCUUUAGUUGUAUUGACUCGUAGAGGGAGCCGACGCCCUCAUUGAACAUCCUGUGCAACUGCUAGCCUCGUACCACCAUGUCUCACAGCCACUCACAUGAUUACGCGUCACAUUCGCACGCUGCGGCCGACCAUGGCCACACACACGAGAUCCUGGAUGGCCCAGGAAGCUUCCUCGGGCGCGAGCUGCCCAUCAUCGAGGGCAGAGAUUGGGAAGAGAGAGCCUUUACGAUUGGAAUUGGAGGGCCCGUCGGCUCAGGCAAGACAGCCCUCAUGCUGGCCCUCUGCAAACACCUGCGAGCUCGCUUCUCAAUAGCCGCAGUAACAAACGACAUCUUCACGCGAGAAGACGCCGAGUUCUUGACCAAGAACAAUGCUCUGCCUGCUGAGCGCAUCGUAGCCGUCGAGACAGGGGGCUGUCCCCACGCCGCAGUCCGCGAAGACAUCUCGGUCAACCUCCUUACGCUCACCAACCUCCAUCAAAAGUUCAACACCGACCUGCUCCUCAUCGAGUCCGGCGGCGACAACCUGGCAGCAAACUACUCCCGCGAACUCGCCGACUUCAUCAUCUACGUCAUCGAUGUCUCCGGCGGUGACAAGAUUCCCCGCAAAGGCGGUCCAGGAAUCACACAGUCCGACCUGCUCGUCGUCAACAAGAUCGAUCUGGCCGAAGCCGUGGGCGCCGACUUGAAUGUCAUGGAGAGGGAUAGCAGGAGGAUGAGAGAAGGUGGGCCAACGAUCUUCGCUGUGGUGAAGAAGGACCAGGGGGUCCAUGCGAUAGUCGACUUGAUUCUGUCGGCGUGGAAGGCUUCAGGGGCGGGGCAGGCGAGGAAGGACAAGUUUGAGCCCACGUUGAUGGAGGAGAAUGUGGAAGGAAAAGAGAGGAGCUACAGCAUGUCUUAGGCGUUGAACAGGCAGGCUUAAUCUAGAAAUAUGGAUUGGUGAACUACGCGAAGCGUCUCCAUGUUAUAUGGGGCUGCCCAAGUCCCCUAGAAGGUGCUCAAUGCACUACAUGUUCAUAUUUUAGCUCUAAAUAAUCACCGUGAAGUAAACAGCCAAUCCAAUACUCUUUUAUUGACCUG
Cucurbitaria berberidis CBS 394.84 is the source of this 1197-nucleotide messenger RNA. Its product is annotated as urease accessory protein UreG. Gene Ontology annotation, molecular function: nickel cation binding; GTPase activity. The record is from RefSeq and is a predicted model, not a curated record. NCBI's taxonomy places the organism in Eukaryota, Fungi, Ascomycota, Dothideomycetes, Pleosporales, Cucurbitariaceae. The transcript has 3 exons. Bases 194 to 1018 code for a protein of 274 amino acids.